Molecule: messenger RNA, 4606 nt
Organism: Oncorhynchus mykiss (rainbow trout)
Lineage: Eukaryota; Metazoa; Chordata; Actinopteri; Salmoniformes; Salmonidae
Gene: acvr1l
Product: activin A receptor, type 1 like
Biological process (GO): transforming growth factor beta receptor signaling pathway; protein phosphorylation; heart development
Cellular component (GO): plasma membrane; BMP receptor complex
Molecular function (GO): transmembrane receptor protein serine/threonine kinase activity; ATP binding
Source: RefSeq, a predicted model, not a curated record
GUGACGUCAUGUUGUUGCGCUAGGACUGCACGACCCAACAAGAAGCCUGUGGGUGGUGGUCGAUUCGUUCAGCCUUUUUACAGUAAAAGCAACUGAAUUAACUAGCACGCUAAUUUGGAGUAGCACUACCUUAAUCAGUUAAUUAAGCCCAGAUUUGUAGAGGCCAGACUAGCAUCCCAACUGGACCGCUACAAUGCAGUGAACCAAAUGGGUCGUUGUGUCUUUCUGUUCCUGCUGCUACAGACCCUGCAGACAUUGGCUGAAGAUGGCCAGUUGCUGUGCGUGUGUGAGGGCAGCGGCUGCCUCAACUCCCCCCAGUGCGAGGGCUCUCAGUGCUACUCGUCGGUGGCGGUCAGUAGCCAUGGGGCCGUAGUAACACGGGGCUGCCUGCAGGGAUCAGAGAAGACCCGUUUGAUCUGUUCUACGGCCUCCUCCCUCAGCCAUGCCCUGCUCUGCUGCUCCAGCUUCAUGUGCAACCGCAAUACUACCGCCAGCUCACUACUGCCCCUCCUCACUACAGCUCCCGAAGAAGAGCCUGUGAGGUAUCGUGUGGAGACUCUGGCCCUGUUUGUAUUGGGUCCAGUAGUGAUCCUAACCCUCCUGUCAGUCCUAUCUGUGUUGGGCUGCAGGAGGCUGCACCACGGCAGGCUACAGCGACUACAGGAGUUUGACCCAGAACAGGAUGCGAUUGACGGACUCAUCACCUCUAAUGUUGGGGACAGCACUCUGGCUGAGCUGUUGGACCACUCCUGUACGUCAGGCAGUGGUUCAGGCCUGCCCUUCCUGGUCCAGAGAACUGUGGCCAGACAGAUCAGCCUGCUGGAGUGUGUAGGUAAGGGGCGUUAUGGAGAGGUCUGGAGGGGUCAGUGGCAGGGGGAGAACGUGGCUGUGAAAAUCUUCUCUUCCCGAGACGAGAAGUCGUGGUUCAGAGAGACUGAGAUCUACAACACAGUGCUACUGAGACACGAGAACAUACUGGGCUUCAUGGCAUCAGAUAUGACGUCUCGGAACUCCAGCACCCAGCUCUGGCUUAUCACACAUUACCAUGACAACGGCUCGCUCUACGACUACCUCCAGAGGGUUCCCGUGGAGACGGGGGAGGGCCUAGCGAUGGCGACGUCGGUGGCGUGCGGUUUGGUGCACCUGCACACGGAGAUCUUCGGCACUGAGGGGAAGCCGGCCAUCGCUCACCGAGACCUGAAGAGCAAGAAUAUACUGGUGACCAAGGAGCUACGCUGUUGCAUAGCUGAUCUGGGCCUGGCAGUAACCCACUCCCAGUCAGACAACCAGCUGGAUGUAGGAAACAACCCCAAGGUGGGCACCAAGCGCUACAUGGCUCCUGAGGUGUUGGAUGAGUCCAUCCAGACAGACUGUUUUGAUGCCUAUAAGAGAGUGGACAUCUGGGCCUUCGGUCUGGUGCUGUGGGAGAUCGCUAGUAGAACCUACAGCAACGGUAUUGUGGAGGAGUACAAGCCUCCGUUCUAUGACCAGGUGCCUAACGACCCCAGCUUUGAGGACAUGAGGAAGGUCGUGUGUGUGGAACAACAACGACCGUUCAUCCCCAACCGCUGGUUUUCCGACCCUACCCUGUCUGCCCUGGUGAAACUGAUGAAGGAGUGUUGGUACCAGAACCCCUCGGCUCGCCUCACAGCCCUGCGCAUCAAAAAGACCCUGAACAAGAUCCAUAGCUCCCUGGAGAAAGGAAAGAAGUCGUGAGGAGAGGAAAGGAGGACGACUGCCAGAGGAGCGAUAGAAAGAAGGCAGGGAAGUAGAGAUGCCAGAUCAGAUGGACACAGCUGCUGCUACUGAACAUGAAUGUUGUUUUCCUUAUUGGCUGAAUGCUGAACUGAACUAGCUGGUCACUCAGUGUGAGAUGGUGUUACCGUAGCCUUACCCUGCUUUAAAGGCCUGUGCACGCUGCAGGGGUCAAGGCUGGGGCUCAGACCCUCUACACACACACGCACUUCUGCCCAUUUGUCGUUUCAAUGUUCAGCCAAUCAUAUUAUGUUGCUCUACUCAGACAAUCAGAUGUGUAUUCCAAUGUAGGUACACGCAUGAACGAACACACACACAAUAUUGAGUUCAGUUACACAGGAACAGAGCCAAUAGGAUCAAAUGAAUGCUGUGGUUGUGAACUCUAUAGUAAAAUAUUUAUGUAGUGUGCUUUAUGUGUAGGGUGGGACUAUGAUGAUUUGUAAUGUUAUGACUAGGAGUUCGGGAGUUGGUCUUGGUAAAGGAAAACUGAUUACAUUACAAGGAAACUUUAUGUACCCAUGUAAAUGCAGUUUUUUUGGCUAGUAAGACAUUGUGUAUUUACAAAGGAAGUCAGGAGACAUGCCUCCACAUGCUUUGAAUUGUGAGCUGUGAAUGCAUUACAGUUAUAAAUAUAGGAACCACAUACUGAUUCACUGUUGUAUGCUUUGUAGAAUUCCACCGUGCUCUUGAUUUAGCUCACACCCGCGCCAUGUUGGCAGAGUUUUCAACUUGGGGCCAAUUGACUGGUUUCAAGAGCUAUAAACUCUGCCUACCCAGAGUGCAGGGCCGGCUCUAGCCUUUGAGGCCCUAAGCCAGAUUUGGUUGUGGGGCCCCCCACCUCGCGACAAAACAUUUUAGUGGGCCCCCUCUUUACGGCAGAGAGUUUUUUUUUUUACGUGAUUUUCCUGUGUUCUAUAUAUUUCCACAGUAUGAGGUUGGAAUAAUACUGUGAACAUGAUGAUAAUGCCCUUUUAGUGUAGUAGCUGUUUGGAAUUUUGCCCUGUUUUGAUGGAAGGAAGUUUCGUCCUUCCAUGGUGACAUCACCAGGUGGUAAAUUAGUUAAUAGACCAAUAAGAAAGAGUUCCAAACCUCUCUGCCAAUAACAUUUUUAGUUGUCCACUCCCAGACAGUGCUAGUAAAGUUUUUUGCCUUGGAAAUUACUAGGAAACUAUUUUUGUUUGUUUUCAAUUAAAAUUGUCUAAAAUAAUCACAGGUACUUAAAGGUCUACUUCCGUAUUUUAGCAAUGAAGCCCUUUAUCUCUUUCCCCAGAGUUAGAUGAACUGGAUACCAUUUGUAUGUCUCUGCAUCCCGUAUGAAGUCAGUUGUAUCUACUAGCAUGUGCUAGUAUCCACGAGUUCACCUGACUAUGGGGAAGUAGAAAAGGUAUGAAAUUGUAUGCACUCACUACUGUAAGUCGCUCUGGAUAAGUGUCUGCUAAAUGACACACAAAAGGGGUCUCAUUGCAAAAAUCCCAUAGUAUGCCUUAAAUGUUACCCAGAAAGUAUUUGAUAUUGACAUAAAAAUGGCUGCAUUGAACCUCAGAAGUUUUGGGGCAGAGAAAAAACAUUAACACAUUUGACACAUUUUGCCAUGGGGUGGAGAUAUUUUUGCAGUUCUAAAGCUAAUUUCCUGUAAUUCUACACAUUGAAAUGACAUGUCAUGUUAAUGUGAUAUGAGUGAGAAUGACUUAACAAAAUCAAUGGGGCCCCCUUGGAGGUCAGGGACCCUGGGCAUGUGCCCUCGGUAUUUGGCCAAGUUUAGAUAGCUGGCUAGACUAGCUACCAAUCUAAACACUGUUAGCUGACAUAGUUAAUUGAGUGACUGACAUAAGAGAAACUGCUGUUGCACAACCACAUUUUUAAAUUGCAGCUGGUAUAUUCUUCUAUUCUUACUCUCAAUAAUAAGUCAAGACCCGGCUGAGUUCCUUUUCUGGGGGGAUCCAUAGGCCCUAAAUGACCACUUAUGCCUGGAAAUGGAAUUGCAGGAGUGUCAGGCAAGUUUAUGAUUCUGCUCACCCCAGGACCUUACCUGAUCAGGAUUAGUGGACAGGAUCGCCAAUGCAUAGGAAACAGACUCGUUCCUUUUGAGAGAAUGUUUUACAGGACAAGGCCAGGAUUAAAUCCGAUCUGCAGUAGCCUGGUUAGCUGAAAAACACAUUGCUCGUUAUGGGGAUCGGAUGUGUAACUGCUUUGAUUAGAUUGAAUCCUGACCUUAAAUUUGUAAGGAGCUGUCUGGAAAAUACAUGUCUUUGUCAUAGGGUUGUACUAGUUACAAGGUUUUUAAAGUUGAGCCCCCGAUAACUGUAAGGUGAUCUGUUUUCACACUGGUACUGAUGCUGCCCAGGUGUCGCUCAAUUAAGGUUCCAGGUAGAAGUUUCCCCUAACGACAUAUCUAUUAUCAGAUUACCAUACUACCCACAUCCUAACCUUAACCACUACGGGGAUGACAUAUCAGACCCUGUAUCAGACAACUUCUACCUACUCAAGGAGGUCAGGAGAGAACAUUUGUUUUAAGGGUAGAUUGGUGUAUUUCUAGGGGCUGGAUUAGAUCCGUAUCGCGGAAGAUCCACGUUUUAGCUCGAUUGAAAUUUAAAGGCAACGUCCCUGAGUUCUCGGAGAUUGUAUUCACGGUAAACGCCAUUGUCUCACGUCAGAUGGCAUCACUCCUCGGCGACACUCGUCCCUCAACCAAUAUCAGUGCAUGCCGAAUCGUCUCCCAUAUCCGAAGUAAGGCAAUGCUGCAUAUUUCGGCUCAAUCGGAAAUUACCUUUACAUUUAACUUAGAUCUACCACAAUAGGGAAUUAAUAUAGCCCUUAUUCGGAGGGCAGCUAACAAAUGUGAUUGGUUACG